Lodderomyces orthopsilosis Co 90-125 is the source of this 1392-nucleotide messenger RNA. RefSeq names its product She3p (gene SHE3). The transcript has a single exon. The record is from RefSeq and is a predicted model, not a curated record. NCBI's taxonomy places the organism in Eukaryota, Fungi, Ascomycota, Pichiomycetes, Serinales, Debaryomycetaceae. Gene Ontology annotation, biological process: mRNA transport; endoplasmic reticulum inheritance. The coding region runs from base 1 to 1392 and encodes 463 amino acids.
AUGUCACUGUCGCCAAUCAAGGCAUCGCCUCAAAAAUCUACCAACACCUUGUCAUCUUCCUCGCGUGUUAUUGAUUCAUUACAGUCCACAAUUGACAAACUAACCGAUGAAAUAACCACUUUGAAACAGUCUAAUCAAGAAACCACCAAAAAGAACCAAAUCCUAAGUCAAAGAAACGAAUCAUUUGUCGAUCAAGUGGCCAACCUAAAACAUGAAAAUGAAAUGUUGAAUGCCAUGUUGAAGCGUAAAGAUCGUCGAAUUGCCGACUUGGAAGAUCAACACAACGAGCUCUCCAGCUCAAUUGAAUCUAUCAACUUCCUGAAUAAACAAAUGAAGAUGAGAUGUGAAAAUUUAGCUACAAAUAAUGAUAAAACAAUGGCUGAAUAUGAAAGCUUGAAGAUUUCCUAUGAUGCUUUGGUUACUAGUUGUAAAGAAUAUAAGCAACAUUACAAGAAGGAAAUUGAUGCCAUAAGUGAAAAUUUCGAAAAUUACAAGGCUGCAAACUCAGCUAAGUGGGAAGAAUUACAAAAACUGAUUUCAAGUAACGAUAAAGAUGUCGAUACGUUGUUGGACUCAUUAGGUAAUAAGAAGAAAGCAAUGGAUAAUAUCUAUGUUCACAAGAAUACCAAGGUUUUGCAGAUUUUAACUACAUUGGCUAAUCUAGUCAAGUCGCAUGGUCAGGAGAGUAAACAUGUACUUAGUGAUUGUUCAGAUACAAUUGACUAUUUGUUAAACAAGUACCCUGAUUUGAAUGAGAAAUUGACAAAGCAUGAGCAAGUUGAAAUUGAUAUAAAUUCAAUUCUUGUUGAGUCAAAGGAAACUUUGAAUAAUACAUCGUUUGAUGAUGAGGAAGUUACAUUGAUACAAUCGCCAGAUUUGGAGAAUGGAACCACCCCAUGCAACAACACCUUGAGUAAAUCAGCAUCAGUAAGAAGGAAGUUCAGGAAAAACGGGGCAAAUUCUAAUAACUCCUCAGCUACUUCAUCGCCAAACUUACCCCAAUCAGCUCAAUACCCACAUAACCACCAUCACACCCAACACAAUCAACAUACCCAACACACUCCUUCCUCAAAUCAACGAAAUGAUACCCAUUCCAAUGCAUCUCAGCACCAAACAUACCAACAUCCACAUUCACACGCACGUUCACAAUCGCAACUGGAGCUGAGAAAACCAGUGGUUAAUAACAACCUCAUAAACAUCAACAAACCAAGAAACAAAAACGGAACAAAAAGUAAUGAUGGCUCCUCAUCAAAUGGUGAACGUAAUAGCAGUAAUAAUAGUGACAAGACAAGUAGGAGAAGAUCAGGGUUUUAUGGAAACUCCAAUAAAGUGAGUAAUGGAAGUAGUAACAAACAUAAACGAAACUCCCAAAUUAUAGAAAACUCGAUAUAG